CAGGAGUUCAGGCCCAUCUGAACACGGAGCCCUUCUCCAGGUUCUUUCUCUCCCAUCCUGAUUCUUGCUACCGGAUGCAGAUGCCCUGCCCGCUGACAGCGGAGCAGGCUCCUCACCCCGAGGACAUGUGGAGGAAGCAGCCAGUACCAUACUGGCUUGGAGGACACUUCAGGAAAAGAGCCCCUGACAACCACUGAUCUGCUUCCUGUCACUAGUUCUGCCUUUUCUAGUGUUUAUAAUUUCAUAUAAACAGAAUCAUACAGACAGUGUCCUCUCUCUGUGUGAUGGCAUGCUCACGGACCUGCUCCCAAAUACUGGGGCUGAGCCUCGGGACUACAGCCCUGUUUGCUGCUGCGGCCAACACAGUGCUCCUCUUUCCUAACUGGGAUGUGACCUACCUGUUGAGGGGCCUCAUUGGCAGGCAUGCCAUGCUGGGUUCUGGGCUCUGGGGAGGAGGCCUCAUGGUUCUCACUGCAGCUACCCUCAUCUCCUUGACGGGCUGGAGAUAUGGCUGCUUCAGUAAGAGUGGGCCCUGCCAAAGUAUGCUUACUGCUCUGUUGUCAAGUGGCCUGGCUUUUCUUGGAGCCUUGAUUUGCUUUAUCACUUCUGGAGUAGCCCUGAAAUAUGGUCCUUUUUGCAUGUUCGAUGUUUCGCCCUUCAAUCAGACACAGGCUUGGAAACAUGGUUACCCAUUCAAAGACCUGCAUAACAGGAAUUAUUUGUAUGACCAUUCACUCUGGAACUCUGUCUGCCUGGAGCCUUCUAAAGCUGUCAUUUGGCACGUGUGCUUCUUCUCCGCCCUUCUGUGCAUCAGCCUCCUCCAGAUUCUCCUGGUGGUCAUUCAUUUCAUCAACAGCUUCCUGGGCCUUUUCUGCAGCCUCUGUGAGAAGUAACAGGGACUUCCAGUGGUUAAGAAUCUGCCUUCUAAUGCCGGGGACAAGGGUUUGAUCCUUGGUCAGGGAACUAAGAUCCUACACGCCAUGGGGCAGCUAAGCCCACGCUCUCUAGAACCUGCGCACCACAACUAGAGAGGCUGCGUGCUGCAACUACUGACUCCCCGUACUCUGGAGCCCAUGCACCACAACUAGAGAAGCCCGCGUGCUGCAACGAAGAGCCGGCACACUGCAACAAAAAGAUCCCGCAUGCCACAACUAAGACCUGAUGCAGCCAAAUAAAUAAAUUAAUUUAAAAAAAUCACAUUGUAAACUGCAAGAUGAUAUAUUAGUAGAAGAAAUAAUUAUCAUUAUUACUGUGUAGGAACUUAUAGUCCAUAAAAUGUCCUCCAGCCAUGAUCUCAUUUCAGCCUCUCAAAAGCCCCAUAAAAUUGGCUGCAUGUUACAGAUGAAGUUGAGGCUCCUAGAGGAUAAUGGACUUGCUGCCCAAAAGCAGUCAGUUAGGUUCAGGUAAAGUCAAUACCUUACCCCCUACUUUCUAAAUUCAAGUUCACUAGCUUAAUGGACUGAAUUAUGUGCUCCCAAAAUUCAUAGGUUGAAGCCCUAGCCCUCAAUGUGACUUUGGAGAUAGGACCUUUAAGAAGCUAAUUAAGGUUAGAUGGGGUCAUAAGAGUGGGACACUAAUCGAAAAAGACUGGCAUCCGUAUGAGAAGAGGAUGAGACAACAAGUACAUGAAAAGAUGCUUAAUAUCACUAAUCAUCAGGGAAAUGCAACGCCAAACCAUAAUGAGAUAUCACCUUACACUUGUUAGAAUGGCUAUUAUCAAAAAGGAAAGAAAUAACAAAUGUUGGUGAGGAUAUGGAGAAAAAGGAACCCUUGCACACUCACACACACAAUGGAAUACUCUUCAGCCAUAAGAAAAAUGAAAUCUUGCCAUUUGUGACAACAUGGAUGGACCUAGAGGGUAUUAUGCUAAGUGAAAUAAGUCAGAGAAAACCAAAUACCAUAUGAUAUCACUUACAUGUGGAAUUUAAAACAACAACAAUAGCAACAAAACCAAGUUCAUAGAUACAGUGACAGACUAGUGGUUGCCAGAGCUGGGGCUGGGGAGUGAGAGAAAUGGGUGAAGGGAGUCAAAGGUACAAGCUUCUACUUAUAAAAUAGUUAAGUCAUGGGGAUAUAAUGUACAACAAGGUGACUAUAGUUAAUAGUACUGUAU
Molecule: messenger RNA, 2113 nt
Organism: Physeter macrocephalus (sperm whale)
Lineage: Eukaryota; Metazoa; Chordata; Mammalia; Artiodactyla; Physeteridae
Gene: TM4SF19
Product: transmembrane 4 L six family member 19
Exons: 8
Coding region: 285-893 (202 amino acids)
Cellular component (GO): membrane
Source: RefSeq, a predicted model, not a curated record